This is a messenger RNA of Lodderomyces theae, 2211 nucleotides long. RefSeq lists its product as uncharacterized. Lineage: Eukaryota; Fungi; Ascomycota; Pichiomycetes; Serinales; Debaryomycetaceae. The record is from RefSeq and is a predicted model, not a curated record. The coding region runs from base 1 to 2211 and encodes 736 amino acids. The transcript has a single exon.
AUGUUGAUGGAACUACCAUUGGAGAUUCAGAUGAGGCUCCUAUACAUGGUGCCACAAUCUAACUUGAAGUACAUCAAUUCCCAUUUCUACAUCUUGUACAAUGACUUAUUUUAUCACAAGAUUGUUGCAGUAUUUGGUGACGAUACCAUCAAUGUCAUUAUCAAAAUCUUGCCGUGGCUCAAACCAUACAUCAAAUCCCUUGAUUCGUUUCGAUAUGUCAAUAGAAUGAUUAUUGCCAAGAGGUUGACGUUGAUAGACAACUUGAAUAAGGAGGAUGAAAAUGUGACGUUUAAUAUUAAUGAGGGUAUCAGUGGGCUUAGAGCCAUGAAGACGACCCCUGACCAUGUUGAUUCGGUUAAGCAAGGUUUUUUCAAUGAAAGUGGUGGUGGAAUUGCGCAUCAAGAAGAACACGACCAAGAAGGCGCCCUACUGUUUGUGUCUCUGCCAAUGGGCCAUAACCCUCUCAAUGUGCAGUAUGUUAAAGAUUCAUGGAAAUACAUCUACUCAGUGUUGAAGAAUAAGAGAUUGUAUGCUGAGUAUUCCGACUACAAGAUUGAUGAACCAAGAAACUAUGUCUACAACCAUUUUGUGGAGAUUAAUCGAACUUAUUUAUUGAGUUAUUCCAAGGACGUGUGGUUAGCCCCAGGACAAUAUAAUUUGAAUAUGGGACUUGCUGUCAAGUAUGGUCAUGGAUUGGGCACUACUAAAUUUGAAAUAAGAUACAAUGUUUACGAUGAAGAUGACGAAGAGGAAACAGAGGACCACGUAAUGGAGGCAGAGGCACAAUUUUUUGAAACAAUCACUCAAGGAAGGCAAGGGACAGGUGCAAGUGCAGGUACAGAGGAUAGUACAGAAGUGGCAUUACAACAAAAUGUGCGAGAAACCGAUGUCGACGUGGUUGGUGCAAGAGCUACUUAUAACGGUAAUAGUAAUAACAUCCUCAACCAUACCAAUACCAAUCACAAUGACAAUAGAAACACAAUCCUUGCAAAUAGAUAUUUCCGGCCUAAUGGUGGAGCCAAUGGGGGAGGUGUUGACAGAAGUGUCAAUGGAUUCAUGGAUCAAACAGUAGACACAGACAACAACAACAACAACAACAACCAAAAUGAUGAGAAUAAUGAUAACCCAAACACUUCCAACAUUGACAACCUUGUCAAUGAUACUCGAACUAGUGCCACUGUUACGAAACUGUUUUACCCUCCUACAAACAUCAAUGACAUAUUACCCAAGAACCAAUUUUGUUUUCUUCGGGUGGCCCAAUUUACCAUACCUCCCAAAGAUAACCAAGAGAUGAAGAGAAACAAGUUGCGUAAAGUGACAAUUAAAAUGGAAGAAAUCGGGUUGUAUUUGAAGAGUGGGUUUAGGAUAUACUUUAUCGACAUUAGCCAACCCUCUAUGUUGUAUGACGAGUAUGAUUUGUUGUACUACUCAAUCAAGCAAACGGAGUACAAGUAUUUUAUCAACAUUUUAUUGAAGAAUUUGUAUAAAGCAUUGAAUUAUGUUCAGAAUGGAGGCACAAGUGGGGGAGAGGGUGGUGAUGGUAUUGGUGGUGGUGGUGAUGAUGGUAUUGGUGGGGUGGUUGGAGUUGGAAAGUAUGGCAGUGGAGAUCCUUAUGAUAUAUGGGACGAGUAUGAUAAAUCGUUUUUGAAAGAGUACAGUGAAGAAAUUGUGAAUGAUUCAAACUCGGCCUCGAUUGUGAAAUUGGACGGGUGGCCAACACACAAGAGAACAUCCUCAUUAAAGCUAGCUGACUCAGUGUCAGCUGUAUCUUCCUCGUCAUCAUUGAGUUCCUUACAGCUACACACCACAUUCAAGUACAAUUUGAAAAAAUUGUCCAAUUAUGCCAAUUUUUAUUUCAAGAAUACAACUAACACCAAGAGAUUCUACAAGUUUAGUACAAUUUAUCAACAACGGCAGUUUAUUAAUCGAUUUGGAGAUUACAAUUUGGAUUUCAAAGAGCAUUUGAGCAGACCACUGCAGCCAUUAAGAGAACCGAGUCAAGGGACUCUACUGCAAGAAAAGAAAGUGGUUAUGAGUGCAAACCUUGGACACCUGGCGGGAGCUGUUGGGUUAAGAGCUCAGAAUAGUAGUGGCAGUGGUGGUAGUCAUGGUGGUGAAGAUACUGAGGAGUAUCGACAAGUUCCUGAGUCGAGGUGUGGCUAUGAUAAAUUGGGAUUGAAGUGGAAGAUACCGAUUGUUGGAGAAUUGUAA